GAGUAAGUGAGCAAGUGUAGAAACAUGCGAGUAUAAUUCGAUAAAAAAAUAUGAAAAUCUAUAUUUUAUUGGUGGCAUUAGUUUUGGCAGUGGCACAAGUCCAGGCCGAUCUGAAAGAAGAAAUGCGCAAACUGGACAUGGCCUGUCGUGAGGAAUCCAAUGUCAGCGAGGAUGAAUUGAAAUCUUUCUUUGCAAAUCAAAUGAAAGGUGAACCAAAGGAUGCUUUAAAGUGCCAUCUUAAAUGUUUUAUGGAAAAACAAGGCCAAUUUAAAAAUGGAGCCCUUGAUGAAAAUGCUGUCAAAAAGUUCUUAGAAGGUAUACCCUCCUUAAAAGAUCAUCAGGAUAUUAUAAACAAGUCCAUAGAUGACUGCAAAAAUAUAAAGGGUUCAUCAGAUUGUGAUACCGCUUAUCUUGUCAUUAAAUGCAUGAAUGAACACAAAGCUAUGCUUAUGUAAUGUGUUACUGUGAAGUUAACAUUUGUUUUUGUUACUUUGCAAAUUUAACAAAUAACACAGUUCUAAAUACAAAUAUUGGCUUAUA
Molecule: messenger RNA, 540 nt
Organism: Lucilia cuprina (Australian sheep blowfly)
Lineage: Eukaryota; Metazoa; Arthropoda; Insecta; Diptera; Calliphoridae
Product: general odorant-binding protein 56h-like
Exons: 3
Coding region: 51-455 (134 amino acids)
Biological process (GO): sensory perception of smell
Molecular function (GO): odorant binding
Source: RefSeq, a predicted model, not a curated record